Molecule: messenger RNA, 1701 nt
Organism: Capsaspora owczarzaki ATCC 30864
Lineage: Eukaryota; Filasterea; Ministeriida; Capsasporidae
Product: endoglycoceramidase
Exons: 4
Coding region: 19-1503 (494 amino acids)
Biological process (GO): carbohydrate metabolic process
Molecular function (GO): hydrolase activity, hydrolyzing O-glycosyl compounds
Source: RefSeq, a predicted model, not a curated record
UUUUUUUUUCUUUUUAUCAUGCGCGCGUCGGUCGUCGUUAUCGUCGCGGCAGUCGCAGUGCUCAGCGUUGCUGCCGCUGCGCCGCUCCGUCUCCACCUCAACGCAAACAGCCGCCUCGCCGACUCGGAUGGCCGCGAGCGCUACUUCCACGGUCUCAACGUCGUCUUCAAGGGUCCGCCGUACAUCCCAAUCAUCGACUCGUUCGAUCCGUACUUGAGCUUCUCGCAGCAGGACGUCGAUGCGCUCACCAGCUUUGGUCUCAACGCCAUUCGCCUUGGCGUCAUGUGGCCGGGCGUCAUGCCGCAGGACGGCGUCUUUAACGAAACCUACCUCGAUCAGAUGCAGCGCAUCCUCGAUAUGGCUGCUGCCAGCAACAUGUAUGCUCUUGUUGAAGUGCACCAAGACUGCUUCUCGGAAAAGCUCUGCGGUGAGGGCGCGCCGUGGUGGGCCGUGCAGGUCGAUCCCCUGACUCCUGCCUUCCCGCUGCCGUUUGCCGAGCCGUACGCCAUCGACCCCACGACGGGCCUGCCCUCGCCUGCGGACUGCGCCAAACUGAGCUGGUCCGACUACCAGUUCUCGGCGGCGAGCGCGGAUGCCUACCAAAACCUGUACAAUGUUGGCAGCCACGCCAACUACGGCUUUAGCACCCACUGGAAUCGUGUCGUGCAGCGCUUCAAAAACCAGACCAACCUGCUUGGCUACGAACUGCUGAACGAGCCGUUUGCUGGAAACCUCUACAAGGAUCCUGAGCUGAUGGUGCCCGGCGUGGCCGAUCGUCGCAACCUGCAGCCCUUCUACGACAACCUCAACUCUGUCAUCCGCGCCCAAGACCCCGACUGCCUCAUUUGGUUUGAGUCGACCACGUGGGACGACUUUGUGCCGAUGGGCUUUGAGCACGCGCCCGGCGGCGCCGCGUUUGCCAACCGCUCGGUCGUGAGCUUCCACUACUACUACCCGCCCAACGUGUCCCCGGCAGAGCAGUUCUUCUCUCGCGCAACCGACGCACGCCACCUGGGCACGGGCAUGGCCCUCACCGAGUUUAACAUUGACCCCUCCGCUUCGACCGACGCCAGCACCAAGAUGACCACCACCAUGGAUGUGGCCGACCAAUACUUUUCCAGCUGGAUUGGCUGGGAGUACAAGCAGUACAUUCCCAUGACUGGCUACGGCAACUCGAUCUGGUUUGCGAACGGCACCUACAACUGGCCGCUGAUCAAGGUCUUGGCGCGCUCCUACCCGCACGCUGUCGCCGGAACCACCACGAGCUUCCACUUUGCUGCCGCCACGGCCGUCUUUGUUCUCGAGUACACGGUCGACACCACCUGCACGCUCCCCACCGACAUUUUCGUGGCCGAGAGCGUCCACUAUGUCAACGGCUACACUGUGGACAUUACUCCCGCAAACGUUGUCAAGAUGACGAGCUCCACCAACCACAUCUUCCUGUCGCCCGUCUCGUCUUCCAGCAACGGCAAGUUUGUGACGGUGGUCGUUCGUCCCAAGUAAAACGUCAGGCAGGCGGUGUUGGAGCAACAACAACAACAAAAGGAUGAUGUUUGUUGUUUCAUGAUGAUUUUAUGUUGAUGUUGAUAAUCAAAAAACAAAGAGAGAGAGAAAGAAAAGUGCCGCGCACCUUUCUUUUUCAUCAAAGCAAAAACUGGGUUUUUGAGUCGUUUGCUGUUGUUUUAGAUUGAUGGAGUACGG